Messenger RNA from Trematomus bernacchii (emerald rockcod), 4632 nucleotides. RefSeq names its product family with sequence similarity 13 member A (gene fam13a). The transcript is spliced from 25 exons. Lineage: Eukaryota; Metazoa; Chordata; Actinopteri; Perciformes; Nototheniidae. Gene Ontology annotation, biological process: signal transduction. The coding region runs from base 245 to 3496 and encodes 1083 amino acids. The record is from RefSeq and is a predicted model, not a curated record.
CUCAUGGGCUGGACAGAAUACAGCCUGCCGGGUUUGACAGCACUUUUCUACUCUCUUUCCUGCUGUGGAUUAUCUGUGUUGUGUUUUUGGAGUAUUCAGAUGGCAUGUUUCACGGUUAAAGGGAUUCCCAACACUGGGAAAAGUCCAAGAGUGUGUCCUGGAACAGAGUGAAGGGAGGAGGAGGGAAGAAAGCAGCAGUUUCUCCCCUCAUCUUUGCCUCCGCAGGCGUUUCUUCUGUGGAAGAAUGGGGGCAGGAGCUCUGACCAUCUGUCACAACAAGACAGCAGCGCUGGUUAAAGAAGACAUGAAGAAGAUGGUCAACAUACCCAUCCUGAGACCCAGGACAGUGACAGCCAAGCACACCAGGUUGUUUGGAGUGUCCCUGCUGGAGCUGCAGGAGAAGGGCCUGGUGGAGGACGGUGUGCCUUUGGUGAUGCGGAGGAUGGUGAAGCAUCUCAGCACACAUGCCUUGAAUCAAGAGGGUCUGUUCAGAGUGAAUGGAAAUGUGCGUGCUGUGGAGACCCUGAAACAGCGGCUGGAGAGUGGAGAGGAUGUGGACCUUCUCUCUGAAGCCGACUCGUGUACGGUGGCCAGCUUGCUCAAACGAUUCCUCCGGGACCUGCCUCAGGGUCUGGUUGACUCAACAGUCCAACAGGCGCUGAUACAACACCACCAAGAGAGCGGUGAUGAUGUCUCUUGGUCAGAUAUGAGAGAUCUGCUCCAGCAGCUUCCAGACGUUCACUACAGCCUCCUCCGAUACCUCUGCCACUUCCUCACCAUUGUGGAGUCCAAGCACGAAGAAAACCGCAUGACCGCCCACAACCUCGCUACUGUGUUUGGACCCAGCGUCUUCCAAGUUGCUCCUGGUUUCGAAGCGAUGAAGGACCAAAAUAUCUGUAACAAGAUCAUGGUCAAGCUCAUCCAGAACUACAGCGAUUUAUUUGAGACGGCCAGAGACGGAGAAGGCUGCACUGAAGAACUGCCAACCCUUAUUACUGUCAAGGAGGUGCAAGAGACGGAUGCAAGCACCCAGCCGCAGAAGUCCCCCAGCCACCUCAAAGCAAACACCCCAACACCAGUUCCUAGAAAGAAGGUGUGUGGUCCGCUCAACAGUAGAACGCAGGCUGGACAGAAAAACCCACCACAAGAGGCAGAGCUCCUUAACAAAUCCUCCACUAUUCCUCCAAAGGCGCGGCAGAGGAAAAACAAGGUGAGGAAAGGAAAGAGUGGCGGUAUGAUUCAAGUCAUCCCUCGGCCCAGCCACUCUGCUGGGUUGCCCCAUGCCAAGAUCCUCUCCAUACCAAUCAUUUUGCCCCUGACAUCAGGGCUGAGAAGCCCCAGUCCUGAGCCGAUGGAGACAGCGCUCCAAGACUCUGCCUCGCCACUCGGCCACUUCGAUGUCAGCUCCUCAGGCAGCAUGGAGGACGUCAGCAGCUCCCAAGAAGAAGAGAGGCCAAUAUCUCCUUUCUACAUGAGUAACCAUCGCUCUCCUGUCUACUGCAGACCAGAUGUGGUGAAUAUUCUGGACAGGACAAUCCGUUCAGCAGUGGAGCAGCACCUCUUCAAUGUUCACCCUGUAGAGGGUCAAAGUUCAGAGGGCAGCGAGUUAACGUGUCCAUCGUCUCCAAGGGAGACACCGACUGCCCGUCAGAGACGUCGACACCAGAGAGAGCAGCAGGAGGAGGGGCUGAGACAUAAAGAGAGAAACAGAGCAGCGUCCAGCCAAGCAGACAAGGAGAACAUCCCGUCGAGCGCAGGGAGCAGCACUGGCAGCGUGAGUGAGGACACGGGCAGCAGAGUGAACUCACAGGGAGGCCAGGGCGCUCACGCCGAGCGAACCCCAAAACCCAGGAAGUGGAAACACAGCCCGACCCUGGUGCAGCUCACAGACAACCAGGACGCCCAAGAAUUCAUGGAAUGUGUUGGCGAGAGACCCGGAGAAAACCACAUGGAGACAUUUCCUGAAGGCUAUGACAUUUCAAGGAAAGAUGUCCUUUCUUCUCCAAAGACGUUAAGGAUGAAGAUCCAGGAGUCGCCCGUCACUUGUGACACGGGAAGGGUCGGCGGGGGAGAGGUGCGAGCCUCUGACCCGGACUGCGAGAGCUGCGAGGACGUACCCCGGCUGGACCUGACAUCACUCACUGAAGAAAACAACUGGGGAGAACCAGUCCCAGCAUACCCUCCUCUGCAAAGGGAGAGCAUGGACCGUGAGGAAGCUCGACUGUCCCCUCACGCCGGGGGACGUCUGAUCCGGCAGCUCCUGGAGGAGGACAGCGACCCGAUGCUGUCGCCGCGCUUCUACGCCUACGGACACAGCCAGCAGUACCUGGACGACACAGAAGUGCCUCCCUCACCACCCAACGCACACUCAUUUGUCAGUCGCAGACGGAGUUCCUCUCUUGGCUCCUGCGACGAUGAUAAAGAGGAGUUGACGUCCGCCCAGCUCUCAAAAAGGAUCCACGUGCUGCGGAAGAAGAUCCACAGAUUUGAUGAGAAGUUUGAAGACGAAAGAAAAUAUAGGCCCUCCCACAGUGAUAAAGCCGGAAACCCAGAGGUGCUGCGAUGGCUUAAUGAACUGGCCAAGCUUCGCAAAGAGCUGAAAGAGAGCAAGCUGAUGAAGUCUGAAGAGGACCUUCCACCUCUGACCCGGCAGCGCAGCAACACCCUGCCCAAAAGCUUCGGCUCUCAGCUGGAGAAGAAGCCGCAGCAGGAGAAAGUACCGAAGCCUCCCGUGGAGAGCAGCCUGGAGACCAUUUUGAAGAAGCUGCAGGAGAAGAGGGAGGAGGUGAACCGCCCUGAGGACAUCAAGGAUAUGACACGGGAGCAGAUCGGAGCGGAGAAAGUCGCCCUGCAGAAAGCGCUCCUCUACUACGAGAGCAUACACGGCCGACCAGUCACCAAGAGCGAGAGGCAAAUCAUGAAGCCCCUGUACGACAGAUACCGCCUGGUGAAGCAGAUCCUGUGCCGAGCCUCCAGCAUCCCCGUCAUUGGCUCUCCCUCCAGCAAGCGCAGAGGGCCGCUCCUUCAGCCCAUUAUCGAGGGCGAAACAGCGCUCUUCUUCGAUGACAUCAAGGAGGAGGAGGACGGCUCAGAGGACGACGGGGACUCCAAGACGCAGUUCACCGUCACCGUCCGGCCAGACCUCAGCGUGCUCGGCUUCCUGGACCACAUGGAGGAGGAAGCAGACGGUUUCAUCUCACCUGUGGACGACCUGUCACCCUCGAAGAACACGACAGACAUGAGGCUGUCCAACCUGCACUCCGCCACCAUGGAAGAACUCGUGGUGCAACUCCAAGAGAGCCGGGAGGAGAAGAAAAGACUCCGCAAGAACCUGAAAGAGUUUGAGGACCAGUUUUUUAGGCAAAAUGGAAGAGUCGCGCAGAAGGAGGACCGUUCCCCGCUGGCAGUCGAGUACAACGAAUACAAACACGUCAAAGCCAAACUGCGGCUGCUGGAAGUCCUCAUCAGCAAAGGAGGAUCUACUAAAUCAAUCUGAGACAAAAAAAAUUAAAAGACUCUAUGGACUUCAGAGAUACAGUCAAACACAUCUCACCCUGUAGGAACAAAUAUCAGAUUUUCCUUCUCGCUACCGCCUGUUUUUCCAUUCAGUCGAGCUCAUGCUGGGUUUUCUUCGGGAGCCUGCAGAGAGCCGCUGAAUCGUGACUGAUUCAAAGCGACACAAAGUCACCUGAGAAGUUCCUUUUCGACAAAAAACCCUCACCUUUAUAAGAGCGAGGACAUUUCUCAAACACACACAAAAAACCUGAAUCACAGUUUUAUAGCUAGUAAUUUAUUUCUAUCCUUUUAAAUGUUUUCAUCACAGAAACAGAAAAAGUUAUUUUUCUCACACUUUACUGUAGAUGUCUUAAAAAAUAUAGAUAUAAAAAGUAUUGCUAUUUUUUAAAGAAGGAUUUUUGUGAUCAAGAUGUAUGUGUAUUUUUGUAAGGGAGAUGUUACUAUUUGUAUAACUUCAAUCAGCUUAAGAGUAUUCACUAAAUGGAUAGCUUUCUCUAUUUCAGUUCUGACCAUCGUAUAAUGUCUGAAAUAAUCUUAUGUUACUUCUCUAGAAGUUAAAUUGAAUAUUUGUUCACUAUAAGAAGUGUUUUUAAUAUAAAUACAACCCAAAGACAGUGACUCAGAGUACAAACUGCAAACCAAAACGGCUCAUAUUCAUUAAAACAGCUUAUGUUGUGAUCACUGGUACUUCGGCAUUGGACUGUAUAUUUUAUGAAUUGACAUGCCUUUUCCCCCCCCAUCUACUUCCUGUCAAAUAAGCUAUUUCUCUUAUUGAAAUCACUGGUAUGUUUUUGCUCACAUUGAUAAAACAUUGACAAAUGUUUGUGAGAAGGCUUUGGAGGAAAAAAACAGCAGCAGUCUGUUUUCUUCUCGUCCAGCUUGGAGCUCGUUGGUUCUUUUUGUAAAUAUAGAUCACCUGUGUAUGUUUACGUUUCUGUGAGCAAGUACAUUUUUCCUUUCUUUCUCCAAAAUGGAUGAUUUGUCAGUGCGAAUUUCGUUUUUACUGAAUGUAAACACUGGCCAAGACUUAAUGAAUUUUGAGUGUGUACAUUUUAGUACAUAAAUUGUUAUUGUGUUUUGUAUAUAUAAUAUGAAUGAAAUCAAAUUUUUACUGAG